CUGUCUAGGUUUAGCGUUGUGUUAUAUGUAGAGAUCCACUUUCACUUGCCUUUUGCCAAACAGUCAACUACACCUUUUGCAAAACCGAGUCCCAGUUUGUUUUCAACCCUGUCUGGUUUUUUUCGAUUUUUGCUUUUUGCUAGAUUUUUUAUUUUCACCCUGUUCCAGUGUGUGCCUCCCUGCAUUUCUUUUUUAAUUUACUUCUCUUAUUGUCAGCUGUCUUUUUCUGUAUUACUUUAAACCAAAGAGAUCAGUAACAGAGUGAUACAGUUGUGCCCAGCUUGCUGCUACGACAUGUCAAACCCACAGAAUCUACAGCAAGGUCACGCACUGGCUCAAAUGUUGGCCGACAUGGCGGACUUGCAGCAGCAGCAGGCGCGGAUGCUACAAAACCUUUUGACUCAGUUUGGGGCCGCUGCGACUCCGCUCCACCUGGAUGAGCUGAAACUCUCUCCAGAAGACCAUCGUCGCCGCUUCCGUGGUUGCCGCAUGGGACCACAAGACCGGCCUUCGGCUUUUGCCCAGCAGCUCCGGUACGAUGCGGAGAGGUGGCUGCAUCCUGGCCCGACACAAGGGGAGGCGCGGCUGCUGGAGGCUGUCGUUCUGGAGCAGUUUGUGGAGGGGCUGCCAAGGGAAAUGGCGGACUGGGUCAAGUGUCACAAGCCGCCCAAUCUGGAGGUGGCAGUGAGGCUGGCUGAAGACCACAUGGCAGCGCGGACAGAAAACCCUGGAAGAUCGCUGCCAGGGGAGGUCCUGGCAGUGACAGACGCUGUACCUAGCUCACUGGGGGCUCCACAGAUGCAGGGACAGGUGUGUGAGCAGUGUGGGAACCUGGGACAUUUUCAACAGGAAUGCCCGCACAUGGAGGUGCAGGAGUACAGUGUUGCUGGGAUGUCUACACCCAACCCUGGUCGAGGAGGGAUGUACAGCGUUCUGUCUCCAGUCUCAGCUCAACACAGCCCGUUCCUCCUGCACUAUCAGGAGCAGGAGCAGCAGAAACUCCUCAACAGCAACAUUGUACCCCAUCAGCACAAAGAGGGAGAGAGAGGAACAGAGAGGGAGAUGGAGAAUGAGGACAGAACAGAGAUGGAACAAGAGCAGGAUUUGCCAUCCAUAAGUGAAAAAGGAAAAAGAAAGUCAGAUCUUUCUCAGAGUGAGUUCGGAGAAUGGCAACCAUCUCCUAAACGACAAGACAGCUGUGCAGCAGGAUCCCAGUCAGAAACAGAAAUACUGUCUGAUGUCAAAGACAUAAUGAGACGUGUCAGUGAAAGAAUACAUGGCCGUGACAAGCUCAGCACUUUCCUAAAGGAUAAAAUCAAAGAUUUGGAGACAGAAAAGAGGCACCUGGUUGGUGUCUUUGGUAAAACCGGGGCUGGAAAGAGCUCUUUAAUCAAUGCCAUCAUAAAUAAGGAGGGCCUGUUGCCUUCUGCAAGUGUCAGUGCAUGUACCUCAGUAAUGAUAAAGGUGGAGGCAACCAAUGGAUCAAAGUAUGAGGCACACAUCGAGUUCAUUACAAAAGAGGAUUGGGAAAAUGAGGUGCAGUCCCUAAAACUGGCUCUUGAAGAAGAAGAUGAUGAUGAUGAUGAUGAUAAUGAUGGUGGUAAUAAUGAUUCACUUGACCCUGAUGGAAAGUUAUCAGCACUGUAUGGAGAAGAGUGGAAAGAAAAAUCCACUCACAGCCUCAUGGACAGCAAAUAUUUCAGAGAUAUUCCAGAGUUUCGAAUGUCCAAGAUAAAAAUUUUGGAAAGUGACUCAGCUGAAGGGUUGUCUGAAGAAUUUGUGAGAUAUACAAGAAGUGAGUCAAAAGAGACAGAAGAAGUAAAGAGGUGGUACUGGCCGCUUGUGAAGUGUGUGACUGUCAAAGUGCCAGACAAUGAUUUUCUUGAUCACGUCACACUCGUGGACCUUCCUGGAAAUGGUGACCGUAACAAAAGCAGAGAUCAAAUGUGGACAGGGUUUAUUGCCAGUUGUUCUACAGUGUGGAUUGUGACUGAAAUGAAUCGAGCAGCAUCAGAAACAGAAGCCUGGGAGAUCCUGGAAGGUGCCAGCAGCCUGUUGGGAAAUGGUGGCGAGUGUCAGCAAAUUCAUUUUAUCUGCACCAAGUCAGAUCAUGAAAAACCAGAUGAUAUAAACAAAGUCAAGAAUGCAGUGACGAAGGAAUUCAAAAAGCAGAAAAUGCUUACGAAUCACUUCAGUGAGGAUUGUUUCAAAGUCUUCACAGUGAGCUCCACAGAAUUCCUCAAAGGGGAGAAUGUAAAUCCAGAUGUCAAUGAAAUACUGAAACUUAAGGAAAUUUUGAAAAAUCUGAAUGACACUCAUUCAGAGACCUCAAACUAUGUGUCUGGAGCUCAUGGGAUUCUGUCUUUGAUACAAGGGGCCAAAAGCAGAGAAGUGCUUGAACAAAAAAAUGAUGUGUGUGCAGUCCUUGAGGGAACCUUGAGCAUCCAACUUAAUCGAGUCAAAAAAGCAAUUGAAGACAUUAUAACAUCUUUUGAACAACGCCUACAGGAGGGGGUUGAAAAAUCCAAAAAAUCAUGUGAAAAAAAACUGAAGUCCUUCUUACACCCCAGUAAAACAAGUGGCGGCGGUUUUCACAAGACGCUAAAGUCUGCAGUUACAAAUGGUGGCAUCCAGAAACCAAAAAAAGGGAAACGAAAAGACCUCAACAUGAUAUUAGCAUUUUGUUUGACUGAAAGCAUUGAUAAAAAAUUCAGAAAGACCUUCCCAAACGACCUAAAAUGUGGACAUUUCAAUGGGGCCAUUGAUGCAUUUUCACUCAACACUGAUUCACUGAUUGAAAAGAACAAAAAUGUCAAAUUGCAACUGACAUUUCUCCAGACAGAGGAAAAAAAAAUGAAGACAAAGCUCAACAAAAUCAUCCUCACACAAAAGAAAUGGAUCUACAACAGUCUGACAGACACAAUCAGGAAUAACAUGAAAGGAUGCUAUAAAGAAGCAGCAGCCUUUGAAGGACCAGGCACCCUGAAGAGGAUGCGGGACACUAUUGAGAGACAUGUGGAGUCAAAGAUGGACAUGUUUGAAGAGGCAAAAAAUGCCAUGUUGGAGCAGUUGAACGAUUUGAAGGAAACUGUCCUGGGGACACUGGAGAAAACCAUGAAGGAAUCUAUUGAACACUCACUCAAGACUGAGGCCUGCUCACUGCCAGAUGUUUUGGAAUAUCUUGAGAUGGUGAAGAAACACUAUGAUGAACUUAAUGGGGGUCAAGAUGAAAAAGAGUAACCACACUGGAAACAGCUGAGGCCUGAAACCCACAGGACAUCCCUGAGGAAACACUGAUUAGAGACACGAGGUCUUUACAUAUUAUCACAGUAAUAUUUGUUUUGCUCUCUUUUAAUGUUGUGUUGAUGUGUACUUUUGACUUUUAAUUAAUUUUAUACAAAAAGCAUUUUAAAUAUUAUAGAUAUCAAUUAAAACUGCUAAUAUUAAGAUAUUAAUCACAAGGGUCUAAAUCAUGUUUUGAUUUCUUUCUUUUUAAAAAUUUGUAGUAGUUUUUAAUCACUUAUAGCAGAGCAUGAAGACAUGUAAUGCAUUCCCCAUUUAAGCCUGAGAUUUAUGGUUUUAAUUGUAAGAGUCUGAGAUUACAGUUUCCAAACGCAUUUUGAUUGUGUUGCUUGUUUUAAAUAUCAUAAUUUAAUGUUUUAAGUUGAUGUGUAUACUGUGGGUUCAUUGGGAUGGGAACAUUUAUUUUAAUGUAAGUGCUUAUCAGUUAAACACUGAGCCUUAUCCAACACUGAAAAGGUACCAAUUUUACAUCACAGUUCUAAUGACAAAUACUUGUUUGUUGCAGUUAUACAAUAUGUGUACAUGACAAAUAGUGAGAAAUAGGUGUAAGUAACGCUGUAGGAAAUCAUCAGCUACUUCUGUCAUCUCCCUGCCAUUUAGCUUUUUCUGGGUUUGGAAUUAUUGGUGAAUAUAUUACAGUUUGAGUUUAGGUUCAGGGUUGUUUCUUUGUUAUUUUUUGUUAUGUUAAAUGUUUAGCAUUUUAAUUACUUCUGUGCAUAUUGUUAAAUUCCUGUUUUGAUUUUUGUCGUCAGUAAUUCUCUCGUGUUUCCUCCACCCACCAGACUUUCUUUCUUCCUGAAACAGUUCAUUCACGUUUAGCAUUUACUGUCAUGUUUCCUGUAACCUUAUUUUAGUAGUGUCAUUACAAAAAAAUGACUUUGUUGAUUUUUAAAAAUACUCAGGAAAGGUACUAAAGUGCUUCCUUUAUUACCUCCUUUAACAUACAGGAUUAGGAUACACUGGUGAAACAAAGAUAUUUACAUCUCAUAAUUUUAAGUGACAGACCAUGCAGGUGUUGAAGAAAAAGAUUAACAACACUGAGAUUGUGGCAUAGAGCAUUUAAAUGUUAAUUAAUCCAGCACACUGUGAUGCAGCUAGUAUCAUUUAGCUUUCUUGCUUCCUUAUCUGUACUGAUUCUAAAAGAAUGCAUGUAUUUGAUAUUGUAUACUGUUCAAUAAAUCUUACGUGUAAGCAAAUAUUUAUUGUAAUCAUUAGAUAGAAACAUAUUUUUUUUAACCCAGAUCUUUUUAGCCUAAAACCACCAAAAAUUGCAUUGUGUGACCAACAUACAGUGGUGUGAAAAAGUGUUUACCCCCUUCCUGAUUUCCUAUUUUUUUGUUUGUCACACUUCAGUGUUUCAGAACAGCAAACAAAUUUGAAAAUCAAACAAAAAUAAUACUAGUAAACACAAAAUGGAGUUUCUAAAUGAAGGUCCCAAAAGGUUGAUUCUGUUCAUCUGGACGAAGCGUCAGAGGGAGAAACAUUCCUUCACUUAUCCAAGUGACUUCUUCAGUCUCAGCUGGCUGCAGGUUUCCCCAAACCUUAUAAACAGCACAUUUGCACAAUGACUGAAACCAGCCCACUGAAUAAACAAUGGACUGUGAGGUCAGGUCCUCGAUCAUUAAUAUGCAAAUUGUCAUGACCAUUGAUCAAUUGCCUUGAGUACCAAUCACAGAGUUUGGGAAUGUCUACAAUCACAGCAUUGCAAAAUGGCGAAAGGUGUACCCUUAUACCCCCUCCUUGAUUCAGAGAUGAUCUUUGCCUUUUCACAUAAAUGCCCUCCUCGACUCCCCAUUCAAACCAGCGUUCUUUCCUAAAUGCCCUGUUUGAGGAUUUAAAACAUUAAAGUGUGACAAACAUACAAGAAAAAAAAAAAGAAAAUCAGGUAGGGGAGAAAUAUGUUUUCACACUACUGUAGUUUUAAACACUACACAAAAAUUAUUCUACAAUCUAAAACUAAAGACAUUUUCUGUAUAUCAUUAUUUUAUUUUUGACCUUAUUAUAUUUUCUUUAUGAUGUUUUACAUAAUCUUAGAUUAGCCUCUUGUUUUUGUGACAAUUACUUAUUAUUUGACAUGAAAACAUUGCUUAAUUAAGUUGGAGUCUUUUUGUGUUUCUAAACAUGUUUUACUGCAUUGAUGAACAGUUGAGGGAGCUAAAAAUAUUUGGAGAAAUGUGCCAAGCCAGUUAAGAAAAACUAAUCAUCUCUUGACCCUUUAUCUUGUAAACCUUUCAGACAGGAAUGGCCUCUCACUAUAGGCUUUUCACUUCAUCACAAGUUCUUCUUCUGUCAAUCAGGGAAGCAGCCUUUUUUACAACAGGCCUAAUCCACGGUGGCUGGGAAGUGCAAAGCGCAAGAAAUAAAAAAUCCGCAACAAAUUAAAAAACGUAAGAUCAUUUUAUUUAUACUGUAUAAUCUGCUGUAAACAUUUCUGCCCGUGCGCGUUCAACUCUUUCUGUACACCGUUAUAUUUGUGCCACAAAACCAGCCAAUCUCAAACUUGGAUCCAAAAAAAUCUGAUUGGCUGUUUUGGUCUCCAGUCAGCUCGAAAUGAUGAGAUGCAAUAUCCCAGAAUGCAUUUCCUCCAAAACUCAAAUGAGGCAGUGGCAGAGGAACGCAGAGUGGCGGAGUUUAAAAUAUUACUCUUUCUGGAUCACAUAAAUAAACUUUUAAGAUAUUUUCAGGCAAGAAUGUUGCUGUGUAAACUUCAAAUAUCUUUACGAUUUAUCAAGACAUCACAUAUUUCCAAAAAUGCUCUUUUAGACCAUCUCUGAAUCGAGGAGGGGGCCUACGGGUACAUCUUUCGCCAUCUUACAAUGCUGUGAUUGCAGCCAUUCCCCAACUCUAACUAUUAAAUAACUGUUAAAGCCACAGAUGACUUUUGAUGAUUAUACUGCUGUAAUAAAAUCUGUUUCUUGGCAAUAAUUUUAAUAAGCUGUCUUGACAAUUGCAUGUAGUUGAUAUUGUAUACUGUUCAAUAAAUCUUGAGUGGAAGCAAAUAUU
Molecule: messenger RNA, 6306 nt
Organism: Oreochromis aureus
Lineage: Eukaryota; Metazoa; Chordata; Actinopteri; Cichliformes; Cichlidae
Product: nuclear GTPase SLIP-GC-like
Exons: 23
Coding region: 295-3240 (981 amino acids)
Molecular function (GO): GTPase activity; nucleic acid binding; zinc ion binding
Source: RefSeq, a predicted model, not a curated record